Schistosoma haematobium is the source of this 4143-nucleotide messenger RNA. RefSeq lists its product as uncharacterized. The record is from RefSeq and is a predicted model, not a curated record. NCBI's taxonomy places the organism in Eukaryota, Metazoa, Platyhelminthes, Trematoda, Strigeidida, Schistosomatidae. Gene Ontology annotation, molecular function: protein binding. The transcript has 5 exons. The coding region runs from base 2992 to 3447 and encodes 151 amino acids.
CGAUUAGUUCAUACGCCAUUUGUUCCCGCAGGAUACUGGAGCCCCUGUGCACCAUUGGUUUGGGAUCCGGUUAAAGCGCCGGACAUUCGCUUCUCAUCCUCUCAUUUUCGUCAACAACACCCCAGCCACGAGAAGGCAGUGAGUAGGACUUCUUUGGCAGAGGCUGUAUACACGUGGCCGUGUGAAAUCAGUUCGAGAGGGCGGGCACACCUCACGAAUUCGAUCCCGUGUCACCCAGCUUCACAGUCGGAGGCGUUACCACUGAGCUAUCCGGGCCGAAUUGUAUUUGAAGAUAAUGGGUCAUGAUAUUAAACCAAAUGAGUUUACAAGGUAAAUUUGUAGUCAUUUUACUGAAGUGACUAUAAUUUUAUUGUUUCGGAUACUAAGACCUUUGUUUUCAUCUUUGCAUAUAUUGGUUUCAUUGUUUGCAUUAAGUUUUCAGUAUGAAAAUAUCUAAAUUAUUUGACUUACAAGUUAGACGUGUGACUGACAAGUCUAUAACAGGAUGAAACCUGCGUCCUAAAUUCCACUGUUUACUACUCGUAAACUGUUACACAAACUUUUGACUUUAUGGCAAUAUUGAGACUAUCCUCUAAUGAUACAUACAUAUCAGUAGAAAGUGACCAGUCUCAGUCGUUAAGGUCAGCGUCUGGGAAAUACAAACAUUUAUAGAUGAAAUUCCAUACCCGUUGCACAACCUGGUGCUUAUCUGAACCCCGUAACUCAAUACAUAACGCGUUUGUGUUUGGAGAGAUCGGUAAUGUGUUCGACCUUCAGUGAGAACACCAACACUAGAGUCGAGCUACAUUCAGUUUACAAGUUUCAAAUUGGACGUUUUUAGUGUUACUCAGCAUUUUUGUGGCUCGAUAUCCGACUCCCAUUUGAUCCUAUGAAUGUUAUUGAUUGUUAUUGAAAUAUACAUGUCGUCUAUCCUCAUAUGUAAUUAUCGACUUAAAUCGCGUUAGUGAUUAACGGAAUGAAACAAGUUAAGUACGAAACUGAAUUUCGAAUACGUGUAUUUCAUACAAUCGUUGAUCCAGACAAACAAAGCGAAGACAAGAGAGCGAAGUGAAACGAAAGGGCGCGUUGUAGCAUGUGAGCCAACUCGGUUUAGUCAAGUGUUACUUGAUAUUUAUAGCCAGGCAGAAAUAAGUCAAAGACAUGUAUGUGAUGAAUAGAUUAAGAAGUGCAUACGCUUACUCUCAUAUAAAAACAAUCAAGGUUGAUAAGCGAAUAAUUGACAAGGUCAAAAUGUGACCCAGGAAGGAUGAAUAAAUUGGCCUGUCUAAAAGCUAGAAUAAGCUAUGUGGGGUUGGCAUAGCAACCGACACUACAGCAUCCUACUAUGAUGAAAAAAGAGUGUGCUUUAUCACAUUUUCGCUAGUUUGAAACUAGUUUCACAUUUAUUUUAAGAAAUAUGAACAAUAUUUGUAGCCUCCAUCUUCUAGUUGGGUUUAAACGCCCUUCACAAAAUCAUGUAUUUGGUAACAAAGUAGCAUUAAUUUAAUCUUAAUCUAUUCAAAAUAUUCUUGAACAAAGUAAAACUUAAAAUAGAUUCCAUUAGUGAGUUAUCCUUACUAACUGAAUUAUUACUGUUCAGUCCCAAAGUCAAAUAAAUCACGGAUGCCCUUACAUGUAAAUGUAGAUAAACUUUUUUGAUGUAUCUGUAAACACUUUCCUAGUGUGCAUAUCAGGAAUUUCAUUGAAUUUUUAUGUUAAUAGUAUAAAAAUUAAAAUUAAUUCAUAUACUUCUUGACUCAACAAAGAUGAUGGUGAUACAAAGUCUUUGGAUAAUACAAAUGUACAAAGGUUAGUUGGGUAUACAAGUGAUAGACCACGACAAACUGGUCGAAGACUGCCUACAAAGUUGUCUAACGCUACGAAUGCGGUUCCUGAUUUUACUCACACAUUGAAUACUCCAAUUCGAUCUAGUAUUGCAGCGUCAAAACCAAAUGAUGCUCAUGUGUAUGAUGCAUCAAUGACUAGGACUAAUGUAGCAUGUAUAUCAGCGAAUCAUGAAAGCAAUGUUGGUUCAAUGAGUGCUGAUCAAAUUGACAAAUCUAGUGAAUCGACAUAUAAGCAGCAAGGACGAACAUCUAGUCAUGCUACAAAUCCAUCACGUGCCGUUCAUUUUGUGAUAUCCGCGUCGCCAGUUUCUUGUACUUGAAAACGAAGAACCACUACAAGUUCCAUGGAGUCAAGCUAGAACACAAAGACUGGUACAAGUGAAGACUUAUUGAUUCCAAAUACGAUGACCAUAACCCAAAAUAUACACUCAUGUAUAUAAUAAUUUGUACACCUACUUGAAUAUUAAUUUGUAAAACUGUUACAGUAAUGAAACGACAACAAAAUCCCAUGCUGCAUGUCAUACUGAAUACAGUUCACGUUAAUUUAAUACAAAGAAGAUCAUUCUGGAUAAAAUUGCACUGAAAGUGAGACCAAUUUUAUGUUGAGCAAAUUAAUGCAUCAAAAAGAGUGUUAUUCUGGGCAGUUAUUACACUGAAUUAAGAAUAUACGAUAUCUCACCCUUCUAUCCCGUCCGAUCAAAAUGGUCUUCACACAGCGAAUGAAGUCAUCCAUCUUGGGUAGUAAACAUCCAAUAUCCAACAUAUUGUCUACCUAUAUCAGCUUUGUAACUUUCUACCCAAUUCUCAUUUUAUUCGGGAUUGAUACUUAUCAACUUCGUGUUCUUCUGAGAACCUCUUAUUUGUUUAAGGUUCUCUUAGAGUAAACUGUUUGUAACACUUCAAAUCUUACAGUUUUAAAUGGACUACUAAAAAUCCUUUGCUUCUUCAAGGCAAUGAAAUCUCAAAUGGUUCGGCAGAAUUAAAUCGAAGCUCUGAAAAUCUACUCAUCUCAUCAAAUCAAGCAGUAUUAAAUCAUCGUAAUAAAAACCAACAAAAUGAUAUACAACAUCAAUUUGACCAAUUUCAAAGUGAGAUUAAACAACAAUUACAUGAUAUUCGUCGUGAAUAUGAUACAUUAAAGGAAAUGCAUGUACAACUUCGAAAUGAUUGGUUAAAAGGACAGAAGUGUUUAACUGAACGAUUUCAAACUCUUAUGAAUGAACUUGAUGAAAUUAAGAAAUUAAGAGCCAACGAUGCUAUCGAGUUAUCUAGGUUUCGUAAAAUUUUAAUGCAAUUAGAUGCAAGUUCACUUAUCGAUUCAUCGAAUCACAUUAAUUUUGGUACCACUGAUAAUGAGGACAAGUCUUUAACUGAUACAGACGUUACAGAGUCGACUACAAAUGUAUUAAACCAAAAAAGUGUUAAUUUUAGAAAAAAUCCUUUGAAUGAAACUGAAGAAAAUCAUAAAGAUCAAAAUGAGAACAUUGGUUUAUUUGAUAAUAAAUAUCAAACAAAUCAACUAAAAUCAACAUCCGUUAAACCUUCACUUCGUCCUAGACCUAUUCCAACUUAUGGAACUGUCAGUAAUAUGAGUAAUUAAAAUUCUUGUUGCUUCUAAACUUUUCUGAUAAAUUUUACUUUGUUGAGUUAUCACUGCAGAGACUGUUUGCUUGAAUAGAUCGAUCGACUUACGUCAAGAAUUAAAACUAUUCAACGUUGGAAGUUCAAACAAUGAUAAGGGAUUUUUGUAAAUAAAUCCUUCCAUUCAAUUGUUUGCAUUCAUUACUUUUUAUUUUUAAUAAUUCCUUGUUGCACAUUCGUAUACAAAAACAUAUCUACUAUACGUUUAAAUAUUUAUACCUUGAACUUUUUUCACUAGUUAAAGAACAUUGAUCAUUUUUAAUUAUUACAGGUUAUUUAUUAUAACUUCAUUUGGUUUGAGUAAAUACUAUACCCAUUUUACUUCGACUUUUUGAGGUAUAGUCACUUUGAUUUUACCGUUAAAUGUUACAAUAUUGCUUCCCCAAGCUUAUGUCCUUUAUUCUAUAGUUUAAAUUGAUUUAGUUUUCGAGAUGAAACAAUUACUUGACGAACGAAUUUUGUUUCACUUUUAUAUUUUGAUUUUACGCUAUGUAAGCAACCUAAUUUGUCGUCUGUUAUGCCUUAUGAAAUAUUUAUUCAGUAUUUUGAAUACGUAAGCAUAUAAACUAACUCCUCUAUAAUCUGAUAACUGAAUCAAAUAUAUUUCUUGUUACAUUAAUUUGAAGUUGGUAAAUAAAAUCUGUACGAUAAAUGG